AUGUAUCAGUUUCUCAGAGACAAGAAUGCUUUUCUUCUUUACCUCUACAGUAAUCUUAAUUUUACCAGAUGCACUGUAAGCUCCACAGGUCUACUUUUCAAGCAUUUGAUUAUAGCCAACCUUGUCAUACUCUCCAAAGGCAUCCCGCAGACAAUCUUUUCUUUUGAGUUAUGGCAUUUUCUCAGUGAUGUUGGGUUCAAACUUGUUUUCUAUUAUUAUAGAGGGAGCAGGGGUGUGUCUACUGGCAGCAGCUGUCUCUUGAAUGUCUUUCAUGUUCAUACGACCGUGUUAUCAUCCUGUGAUGUUUUGUGUUUGAUGUUCAUGAUUUGGGCCAGCAGUUCCAUGAUUUCCACUGAUAGGCACAGACAGCAAGUCCAACAUAUUCAUAGCACCAACCUCUCCCCAGGACUUUCCUUUGACUCCAGAGUCACUCGGAACAUCUUUGUUUUGCUGAGCACCUUUGCGGACAUUCCUCACCAGCUUGUCUCCGGAGGUUCUCGUGGCCGAAGGCCACCGUCUGCCUCACCCUCGGUGACCUCGGGGCCUGCUGGCAGGCCUAAACCCCGAGAACUGGCGCCCGAACAGAGAGAACAGGAGCUGUUGCACUCAGGCUGCUUCGCCCACAAUGGCAGCUUUCUGAUUCUUCCCGAGAUCUCUGUCUUGGUUGCAGAACUGAGAGCAUGA
Molecule: messenger RNA, 684 nt
Organism: Ochotona curzoniae (black-lipped pika)
Lineage: Eukaryota; Metazoa; Chordata; Mammalia; Lagomorpha; Ochotonidae
Product: vomeronasal type-1 receptor 3-like
Biological process (GO): G protein-coupled receptor signaling pathway
Cellular component (GO): membrane
Molecular function (GO): pheromone receptor activity
Source: RefSeq, a predicted model, not a curated record